Messenger RNA from Talaromyces amestolkiae, 1722 nucleotides. RefSeq lists its product as uncharacterized. Gene Ontology annotation, biological process: transmembrane transport. Gene Ontology annotation, molecular function: transmembrane transporter activity. Bases 1 to 1722 code for a protein of 573 amino acids. The record is from RefSeq and is a predicted model, not a curated record. The transcript has 5 exons. Lineage: Eukaryota; Fungi; Ascomycota; Eurotiomycetes; Eurotiales; Trichocomaceae.
AUGGAUGAGGUUUCUCGCGAUCUAGAGAAAGCCGAGAUCGAUGCCAGCCAUCCUGGCCAGGCAGUGGAGGCUCGCGAUGAGCCUGCUCUCAGCCCAUCGCGUACCUCGUCUUCCUUGGGGUCUAUCUCGAGCAGCUCGUCCUCGGAAGUCCCCGUUGAGCCGAUUAUGUCAAGAAUACAGACCUCGUAUACGUUAGAAAGACACCCAACUGCCCUCAGUCGCAUUGCUACACAACGCAGUCAACAUAGCGGUACAGUCGGUGCAACUCUAAGGUCGCGCGUGUCAAAGAAGCCUCUCCCGCCAUUUGGUGGUGGAAAGUCCUAUCCGCCGGCUUUACCUGCAAAGGAAGCUUAUGUAGUGGAAUUCGAUGGCCCUGAUGACCCUUUGCAUCCGCAAAACUGGCCAACCAAGAAAAAGGUAUUAACCAGCGUCAUGUUGGCAUACACAAGUUUGGUUUCCACAUUUGGAAGCAGUAUCUUCGCUGAUGCUACAACGAGCCUUGCAUCUAUCUACCACGUCUCCACCGAAGUUACUCUUCUCGAACUUCGCGGUCGAAAAUUGCCCAUCAUUAUCGGUAUGACUGGCCUAACACUGUUUCAAUUCGCCGUAGCAACAGCCAAGGACCUGCAGACCGUUCUGAUCUGUCGAUUUUUUGCUGGAUUCUUUGGUGCUUGCCCUAUUGCAGUAGUUGCCGCCGUGUUUUCCGACAUGUUUGACAACCGUUUCCGUGGUGUGGCCAUUACCGUGUUUUCGCUCACCGUUUUCAUGGGACCUCUUCUUGCACCUUUUAUUGGCGGAUUCAUCGUCGAUAGCUAUCUCGGAUGGCGUUGGACUCAGUACCUGGUAGCCAUCAUGGCUUCUGCAGCGCUCAUUCUAGAUGUUUUCUUCCUCGAUGAGACUUAUCCACCUAUUGUCCUCAUCGAAAAGGCUGCAGAACUUCGUCGCCGCACAAGGAAUUGGGGUAUCCACGCAAAACAGGAGGAAAUCGAAGUUGAUUUCCGUGAGCUGGUGUCGAAGAAUUUCAGUCGUCCCAUCAAAAUCCUAAUUUCAGAGCCCAUCGUAUUGCUGUUGAGUAUCUACAUGGCUUUCAUCUAUGGUCUGCUUUAUCUCUUCAUGACUGCCUACCCAAUUGUCUUUCAGCAAAUCCACGGUUUCAACAAGGGUAUCGGCGGUCUACCAUAUUUCGGAAUGGCCGUUGGCGAGCUGCUUGCUGGUAUAUUUAUCAUCGCCAUGCAACCAUCAUACAACAAGAAGCUAGAGGCCAACAACAACAUCCCUGUCCCAGAAUGGAGAUUGCCACCGGCCAUUAUCGGCGGCGUCUCCUUUUCUGCAGGUCUUUUCUGGUUCGGCUGGUCGGGUUACAGAGCUGAUAUUCAUUGGAUUGUGCCUACACUGUCAGGGCUCUUAACAGGCUUUGGUCUUCUAUCGAUUUUCCUACAGUGUCUCAACUACCUUGUCGAUGCCUAUCUUCUUUUCGCCGCCUCCGCCAUUGCCGCAAACACAUUCCUUCGAUCCCUGGCUGGUGCCGUCUUUCCACUAUUCGCAACAUACAUGUUCAACGGCAUGGGCAUCAAUUGGGCCGGAACACUCCUCGGCUGCAUAUCAGCACUCCUCGUCCCGAUCCCCAUCUUCUUCUACUUGAGAGGUCACAAGAUCCGCGAAAAGAGUAAAUUCGCCCCUACCUUUGCGCCGGAGAGACCCGCUGAGGAGGAUGAGCAGUAG